AUGCCGAGGACCGCAACGGCCACGCCGUCGGAGAUCUGGGCCCCCAGACCCCCUCGGCUUCCCGCGAUGGCGCGCUCCAGCUUCGGUGCGCUCGCCCUCGCCACGGCGGCCGCGUGGCUGCUCGCCGCGGCUCUCUCGCCGGCCUUCGCCGGCUCGCGGGCCCAGCCAGGCCCAGCUGCCCGGGGUGCCCGCGCGGCGAGGCAGGCCGGCAGCGAGAUCAUGCUCACCGCCCCGUCGAUCGGCGGCCGCUACCGCGUGAUCAUCGACGAGAGCACCACGGUGGAAUCGUGCCUCACCAAGUUCAGGAAGAUCUUCGAGAUCGACCAGGACUUCCUCCUCGACAAGGACUUCAACGUCUACCUGAAGGAGGACGAGAGCAAGCCGAUCUCGGGCAAGAUCUCGGACCACACCAAGCUGCGCCCCUGGGGACCGGACGGCAUCGAGCUCCACAUCUACUACGAGCCGAAGUGA
Molecule: messenger RNA, 471 nt
Organism: Prorocentrum cordatum
Lineage: Eukaryota; Dinophyceae; Prorocentrales; Prorocentraceae
Source: the annotation of a GenBank genome assembly